GUUGGCGUGUUUCUAUUCCAUCAUAUCCAUUUUUAGGCCAAUAAAAACCUCUUAUCAUGCGUAUACACAUUUUAUUAGACAACAAUAUAUAGAGAGCAAAAUAGAGAGAGGCAUACAAUAGAAAGAUAGACACACAAUAGAAAGAUAGACACACCGACCUUUAAUAACUCCGGAUUCUCAGCUCUUCCACUAUAAAACGUCAUCAUUGCUCCCGCCAAAUACGACGACUGGUAAUAUCUUUGGUCCCUGUACAUUGAAGGAUUUAGCUGGAAAUUUGCUGUGUAAUUAAUGAACAAUUUAUGAUCUGAGAAUUACGACUUGAGAUUGAUCGAAGAAGUUUGACAUAAGUUGUGUAUAGUCAUGGAACUCAGCGUGGAUGAGUUGUUUGGGCAACGUGAAGUAGAAAGUGUCAGAGGUUCUGGCUCAGAGGCUGAAGAGGAUGACAGUGAUGAUGGUGAUGUAGAUAGAGGACAAAAUAACCCAAUGGAGGAAGCUAUUGAAGUUCGUGAACCAGGUCAGGAACCAGCCAGCCAGCAGCAGCAGGCUAUCAAACCCAAGAGAGUGAUUAAGAAUCCACAGCCAAAACUUGACGCCCAGCGGUUAACUGGCCCAAGAGGUAUUGGAGUUCUUCAGCGAGCUUUUAAAGAUGUGAAAUUCCGUGGAAAAGGUCAUGAAAAAGAGGACCUUGAUAUUUUGUUGAAAACACUUGAACACUGGACUCACCGUCUCUUCCCAAGACUGCCCUUCAAAGACACUUUAGAACAGAUAGAGAAGCUUGGGGCUAACAAAAAUGUACAGGUGCAUAUGAAGCGUAUUCGAUUAGACAUGUACUUUGAAAGUGAGCAAGAUGGAGGAGUAGAGGACAAUGUGAGAAGAGGCAUAGAUGAGGAGGAGAAGGAACAAGAGCCACAAAUUGAUAUCUUUGAUGAACUGUUGGGUCGUAGUGCCUUCCCUACGUCCCAGUCUACUCCUCUACCACCAGCAGUGAUCCCUCCAAGCCCAAGUCUACCUUCUAAGGUAUUGACCAGUGAGCAGCGAGAACGACUGGAGCAAAACAAAAGACUUGCAGAAGAGAGACGUUUAGCUCGAUUAAGAAAACAAGAACAGGAGAGAGCAAAUAAAACAUCAUUAAGGAAUAAUGAUUUUGAAUCUGAAAUGGAGUCUCAGGAUGUUUUUGAUCAUCUAAAUGAAUCAACAAUCAUGAAUGUAAAUACAGAAGAUAAUUCAGAAGUUGUCAAUAAUACAGCAGAGGAAGAAACUGAUCACACUAAUAUGGAAACUGAGGAAGCAAAUGAACAACAAAUAUUAAAUGAAGACAGAAUAAUAGAGGAACUGUCAGUCUCUGAAAAAGAACACACCCCAUCAUCCCCCCUGAGAGAGGAAGCUACAGGUGAUGGUGAUGAGGACCAACAGUCUGGUCAACUGGCAUCUGUGAGUCCAGUUAAGGAUACACAGACUAAGUCAGACACAAGUACUACACAUAUGUCAGGACCAGGUAGUAAAAACCAGGAUGGGUCGGUAAAAAAAAUUUGUUCACGAGAAAAAAAGGAAGAGUCAGGUAAAGAUGAUGAGGGAGAGGAUUUAUGCACAGAGGAUGAUAUGCUUAAUAUGUUGGAAGAGGAUAAUGCAAAAUGAAAUAUUUUCAACUAUCGCAAAACAGAUUUUCAUUAUGCAGAGAAAGUUUUAUAAAUGUGUACUAGAAAAUUAAAAGAAUUGAUAUUUCUUGAGAAUAAAUACUGCUUGUCAAGGAGCUCCUAUAAAUGUACAAGCCAUUUGAAGAGUCUUGGACAGUAAACUACUCCCUAACUAGCAAGUGAGGACUGAUCAUACAAUCAACUUCCACAUCCUCUUUGUUCUUUUAUUUAUUAUCAUUUAGUCUCGUUUCUCUUUCACCACCACUUCCUCCUUCACCACCUCUUCUUUUUCCACCACCACUUCCUCCUCCACCACCACUUCCUCCUC
Homarus americanus (American lobster) is the source of this 1962-nucleotide messenger RNA. RefSeq names its product TIMELESS-interacting protein-like. Gene Ontology annotation, cellular component: replication fork protection complex; nucleus. Gene Ontology annotation, biological process: DNA replication checkpoint signaling; DNA damage response; replication fork processing. The coding region runs from base 361 to 1635 and encodes 424 amino acids. The record is from RefSeq and is a predicted model, not a curated record. Gene Ontology annotation, molecular function: DNA binding. NCBI's taxonomy places the organism in Eukaryota, Metazoa, Arthropoda, Malacostraca, Decapoda, Nephropidae. The transcript has 7 exons.